Miniopterus natalensis is the source of this 3969-nucleotide messenger RNA. Lineage: Eukaryota; Metazoa; Chordata; Mammalia; Chiroptera; Miniopteridae. The record is from RefSeq and is a predicted model, not a curated record.
CGGGUCAGAGCUGACCACUGCUGGUGCUCUCGUGGAAGAGCCUGGGAGCUCCCCAUGCUCCAUGCCCCUCUCUGUUGCAGGGCGCGCGUUUCCCGGCGCCGGCUCUCCCGCCUUGGGCCUCCUCGGUCACGGGCCGCUCCUCGGUGAGCUGAGGCCCUGCCUCCCUCCCCGCCGACGCCUUUCUCUCGGAAGAUGAACUCCACGGAGCAGCUGCAGGACGCCCCCAACUCCACGUGGCUGCCGGGGCCUCGGCCCGCGGGAGGGAACAGCACUGCCCUGCAGGAGGGUCUCCAGGGUCUCGUCCACGUGGCCACGCUGGUCACCUGCACCUUCCUCCUCGCGAUCAUCUUCUGCCUGGGCUCUUACGGCAACUUCAUCGUCCUCUUGUCCUUCUUCGACCCGGCCCUCCGGAAGUUCAGGACCAACUUCGACUUCAUGAUCCUGAACCUGUCCUUCUGCGACCUGCUCGUCUGCGGCGUGACGGCCCCCAUGUUCACCUUCGCGCUGUUCCUCGGCUCGGUGAGCGACAUCCCCGACGCCUUCUGCUUCACCUUCCACCUCACCAGCGCCGGCUUCAUCAUCAUGUCCCUCAAGACGGUGGCGGUGAUCGCCCUGCACCGGCUGCGCAUGGUGCUGGGGAAGCAGCCCGAUCGCACGGCCUCCUUUCCCUGCACCCUGCUGCUCACCCUGCUCCUCUGGGCCACCAGCUUCACGCUCGCCACCUUGGCCACCCUGAAGACCAGCAAGUCCCACCUCUGCCUUCCCAUGUCCAGCGUGAUUGCUGGAGGCGGGAGAGCCGUGGUCUCCCUCUACGUGGUCGACUUCGCCUUCUGCGUGGCCGUGGUCUCCGUCUCUUACAUCAUGAUCGCUCAGACCCUGCGUAAAAACGCCCAAGUCAGAAAGGGCCCCCCCGUCCUCGCGGUUGAUGCUUCCAGACCACAGCCCUUCGUGGGGGCGCCUGUGACGGGGGCCGGAGACCCCGUCCCAUGCACCGGGCCCGCGCUCUACAGGAACCAGAAUUACAACAAGCUGCAGCACGUCCAGGCCCACGGGUACACCAGGAGCCCCGAGCGGCCGCCAGCCCCCGCCGCCAGCCGGCUGCAGCUGGUGUCCGCCGUCAACCUGUCCGCGGCCAAGGAUUCCAAGGCCGUGGUCACCUGCGUGGUGAUCGUGCUCUCCGUCCUGGUGUGCUGCCUCCCGCUGGGGGUGUCCUUGGUGCAGGGGGUUCUGUCCAGAAGUGGGAGCUGCCUCCUCUACCAGUUUGAACUGCUCGGAUUCACCCUGAUAUUUUUCAAGUCAGGCCUAAACCCCUUCAUCUAUUCCCGCAACAGCGCGGGGCUGAGGAGGAAGGUGCUCUGGUGCCUCCGGUACGUGGGCCUGGGCUGCUUCUGCUGCAAGCAGAAGACUCGGCUCCGAGCCAUGGGCCGAGGGAACCUGGAAGUGAACAGAAACAAGUCCUCCCACCACGAAACGAACUCUGCCUACGUGCUGUCCCCGAAGCCCCAGAAGAAAUUCGUGGACCGGGCUUGCGGCCCGAGUCAUUCGAAGGAAAGCGUGGUCAGCCCCAGGCUGUCCGCCGGGCCCCAGCCCUGCUGCCAGAGCAGCUCAACGCCCGUCCACACCCGCGUGGAGCCCUACUACAGCAUCUACAACAGCAGCCCGUCGCGGGACAGCGGCCCGUGUCGCCUGCAGCCGGCCAGCGCGCUGGGGUUCGCCAGUUCCUACAUCGCCAUGCAUUACCACACCACCAGCGACCUGCGGCAGGAGCUCGACGGCCCCUCCGCCAAGCAGAUCCCCGUGCCCUCCGUUUAGAGUCCGGAGGCUGUGGCUCUUGGACCAACUGUUUGUUUCUGAUACUAAUUGACUUUUUGUUUCACUGUUGCCAGACGAGCAGUAGAUCAAACCUUAAAGACUCAAACGGUUGGCAGUUAAUGAUUUUCUUUUGUCUGAAGUAUUAGCAUCUAUUGGCUUGCUUUGUGAUUUCUUGAUAUUUUAAAAUUUAACGUAAAAGUUUAUUAUUUAGAUUUUCACCCUGACCUGUGUUCCAGUCUUUUGUACUCAACUUUUAAGCAGAUCGUGCUACUAUGUUACAGUAGAGGAUGAACCGAUUGUGAUCACUGGACUCAGUGUUGCGAGUCUUUGAAGCCUCUGCGAGCUGGAUAUUUUAAAGAAUGUGAGGUGCAUUAUUCUGCUGUGGAAUGAUCUUGCCCAAGACUGCUAGUGGAGAGGACCGCACCUGUGGUAGAGCUUUGCGGUUCCUGGGAGAGCCGGCGCCGAAUGCGUCCGGGUGGCGGUGUGCGGGACGCAGUCUAGACGUGUGUUCUGGAGGAUCUGUUACUGCCCAGCAAGGCGUAAGGAUGAGGGUGGGAGUGUUUCGAUUUAUGCUUUCCUUCUGUGGGAGAAUGGUUUGUUAACAAUCUGACAAGGAGUACCCAAGUAACUAUUUAGAGACCUUUUUUUUGGUCUUUAUUUGUAUAUUAUUGUGGUAGAAAAAUUCUUAAGAUCCAUUUUUAAACCUAAUUGUGUUAUUUCUCUCGCAUUCAUCUUAAACUGGAGAUGGGCAGUAAGGGAAAAUAGAUUAAGUAUUUCUCUACCUAAAACAAACAAAUAUAAUAAAAUAUACUCUGUGAUCCCUAGCAUAACAACUGUAAACUCAUAUUUUUAUGUAAAAAUAUUGUCAUUUACAGUUAGCAUUUGAACUCGUAAUAGUUUUGGAACUAUAACUGCUAGACCCAAGAUGAGCAUCAAGAUACAAAAUCUGCCUUCAUACAUUGUUGCAUUCAAGAACCGUUAUUGCAGGUUGGAAGGCACUUUGCCUCCUCGGAUGAAAGCUGUUCAGUUGAUAGCUCCCUCUCCCAGGCUCUUCCCAAGUGCAGAGGUCAUGAGAGGCCAGGAUGCUCGGCUGCGACUCUGCUCAGCCUCACCUAACAACUCUUACCUUUCAGUAUCAACCAUUCAUUCUAUUUCUGAGACUGAAAUAUGAGAUACGGGUUUCAUUUUUUUUUUUAAUUAUUUGCCUUUUCGGACUCUCCCCUUCUUUCUUUAUUUUUGCUAUUCAAUUUUAUAAUAAAAGAGAAAGUACCCACUCAUUUUUAUUUUUUUUUGUAAUUGAAUGCUAUUUUUGGAAGUCACUAUGAACUGUUUCAAUUGUGCUUUUAUAUUUUUAGUAUAACAGUGUUUUUAUGUAUUAAUACGCUCAUGAGAUAGGUUAGUGUAUCAUCUCUUUUUUAUCAAAGAAUUAAUGUAUCUAAUAUCCUCUCCCAGGAUCCUUUGAAGAACUGUGGUAGUCUAGGAAUUAGACGUUUGUCUAAAAUCAGAGCUUGGUGUUUAUUCCAGUAAGCCAGGCAGCUUUGUAAUUAAUAACGUUAAUUAAGAAGUCAUUUCACACUUUUAAAGGUAUGUAUCUGGUCUGUGGCCAGGCAUUUCAAAUGUGAGUCAAUAAAAUAUUUUUCUUAAAGUUAUUUCUACUUGUAAAGUUAAAGAUGAUAGGUUUCCUCUGUGACCUUGGAGAGCACUUGGUUCAUUUGGGGGGAGGCACAAAUUACAGUGUGAAGAACACUAAGCAUGUGCAUGUGAGGCGCUCAGUGUCUUUAUGCUCAUCAGUAAAUUACUGAUUUAAUUCGCAUGAAAUACAUAGUGGGCUAGAUUCUUAGCCCUACGCCAUGUCUGCAUCCUUACGCAGGUCUACAGAUGGACGAAUAUAACUUCUCUCUUCAUAAGGGCUAAAAUGAGAACUAACAGUAGUGAGAAUUCAGUUGAAUAUGACUAAUUAUCAGGGUGUGUUAAUUAGUUCUCCUGAUGCUUUACUGUGAUGCAAACUGUGUGUGUGUUGCAAGCACUUUAUAAUUGUUCUGAUGUUAACCAUUAGGCCAGAUUUGUAUUUCUGAUGCUUUUAAUGUUCUUUUAAAAUAAUGUUUGGGAAAUAAAAAUAUUGAAAAUUCUAACAGUGCUGAAUAUCAGAUUGCAGUA